Messenger RNA from Oryzias latipes (Japanese medaka), 2818 nucleotides. RefSeq names its product diacylglycerol O-acyltransferase 2 (gene dgat2). Gene Ontology annotation, molecular function: diacylglycerol O-acyltransferase activity. The record is from RefSeq and is a predicted model, not a curated record. Lineage: Eukaryota; Metazoa; Chordata; Actinopteri; Beloniformes; Adrianichthyidae. Gene Ontology annotation, cellular component: endoplasmic reticulum membrane. Gene Ontology annotation, biological process: triglyceride biosynthetic process.
GCAGCUCCAGCACAGCCGCCUCCACUUUACGCACCUGCGGGAAUGCGCCUACCCGAAGAAGUAGGACUCCUCCACAAACGCACCGUUCCACGCCUGCGCCGUCCCUCCUAAAGGCCCCUCCUGGAGCUCAUUUCAUGCUCGCUGUGCGCUCGGUUCUGCUUCUGCCGCCGCCACCGCUGAUGCUGCUGCUGCUGCUGCUGCUGAAGGCGGUCAUGACAGAGGAGCUGUAGCCUACGACGCAGCAACAAGCAAUCAUCUGUGAUCACUGUGCGUCAACGCUGUCCAAAGCAUCAGAGAUGAAGACCAUUCUGGCUGCGUACUCCGGUGUCCUGAGAGGCACCGGCUCCAGCAUCUUCUCCGCCCUGCAGGAUCUGCCCUUAGGACUGUGGCCCUGCAGGUCCAAGAUGGAAAAGCAUCUGCAGGUCAUUUCUGUGCUGCAGUGGGUUGUCACCUUCUUAGCCAUGGGUGCUGCUUGCACUGUGCUGCUGAUCUACAUUUUUUGCACUGACUGCUGGUUGAUAGCUGCAAUGUAUACUGCCUGGCUCAUUGUUGACUGGAACACCCCAAAACAAGGUGGAAGGAGAUCCUCCUGGGUCAGAAACUGGACGGUGUGGAAGUAUUUUCGAGACUACUUCCCUGUCAAACUCAUUAAAACCCAUGAUCUUCUGCCCAGCCGGAACUACAUAUUUGGCUACCAUCCGCAUGGUAUCUUCUGCUUUGGUGCUUUCUGCAACUUUGGGACUGAAGCAACAGGCUUCUCCAAGAAAUUUCCCGGCAUCAAGCCCUCCCUGGCGACUCUAGCAGGAAACUUCCGCUUGCCUGUUCUUAGAGACUACCUGAUGUCUGGAGGCAUUUGCCCAGUGAACAGGAAUUCCAUCGACUACCUGCUGUCAUGUAACGGGACUGGAAACGCCGUGGUCAUCGUGGUUGGAGGUGCAGCAGAAUCUCUGCACUGCACGCCAGGCAUGAACUGUGUCACCCUGAGGAACCGGAAAGGCUUUGUUCGACUGGCGCUGCAAAAAGGGUCCGACUUGGUUCCUGUCUAUUCUUUUGGAGAGAAUGACGUUUACAAGCAGGUGAUUUUUGAGGAGGGAACCUACUGGAGAGCCAUUCAGAAGAAGCUGCAGAAGAUCUUGGGCUUUGCUCCUUGCCUUUUUCAUGGAAGUGGCCUUUUCUUUAACAAUUCCUGGGGCAUUGUGCCUUUCUGCAAGCCCAUAACUACCAUAGUUGGAGAGCCAAUUACUGUGCCAAAGAUUGAAGAUCCAACUGAGGAGAUGGUGGACCUCUACCAUGACAUGUACAUCAGGUCUCUUCAGUCCCUGUUUGACAGGUUUAAGACCAGGUAUGGUCUGAAAGAGAGCGACAUCCUGCACGUUCAGUGAGGAGAUAAAGAGACGUUGCUGAAAAUCCCAACAUCCAACCGUUUUUUUUCUCAUUGUGAAUUUGUUGCUGGUUCAUCACUGAACGUCUACCUGCACAUGUAAAUGCUGGUUAAAGAUGCUGAUUGCAGUGCGGCAAACAAAAAUGGGUGAAGAUCUCUGCAAGGGGAGGGCAGAUUUAAACUUUAGUGACCUCUAACUGCUGCCUUUGUGUGGACAAAGUUACACUUCAUGAAAAGCAGUGCCUUGUUCUGUCUUUCAAUUUUUUCCCCCCCAUGAGAUUCUGUUUGAACUGAGCAGAGUUGCAGUCUCCACCAGAUAAAGCUCUCGGUUAAACCUGAGACUUUUAAGACAUGACAGUGUCUUUUCUUUGAGGUCCAACGCAGAACCUUAUGAAGUGCUUUAUGACCUGAUUGAAAUGCUCAACGCACAAACAAUGCAAAUUAAAGGUAUGACUUUGAUAUUGGAAUGAAAAGCCCAAAGCUUAAUUCAGCCAAAGACAAAUGCUGUUUCCUACGUGCAUUGAUUGUUCAUGUAUUUGUAUACACUUAAAGUGUAAGCGUUCUACAGGGUGGAUUUAUAUUGUGAAUAGAUGAUGUACACAUUUCUAUGAUUAUGUAUGAAGCCAUGAAGUAUUGAUUGUAUACUGUAGUAGGAAAAAGAAACAGUUGGAAAGCUUGUCCCUCAGUAUUUUUCAUGCACUUUUUGUAUUGCAUAUUCUAAAGAAAGUCUCCAGAAAAAGGCCUUUGGAGUUUUUCCUUCUUGUCCCUUGACAGUUGUUCUGCUGCGUGGUGUUGUUCCCGUCUUUAUUCAGGUUUGAAUCUACAAGACUAUAUGAAAUCUACACCAUUAAAAACUCGAUUCUUUAAAUCGUCAAUGAAAGUUUGAGCAGCAAUGGUAGAAAAUAAUGUAUGUCAUAAACCUGGCAUGCGAUUGUUAGUCCAUAAUUGUGCUUAUGAAGGGCUUAAACCUUGCUGGUGUUAAGUUACUUUGCAUUUGACUGUGCAUAACAGUUUUUCACUAAUGGAACAUGGGAAGUUCUGGGAAUCAUCAUCCUGAAGGCUGAGAAGCAGAAAGAUUGGUAGCAGGUGUUAAAGAGAAUUUAUUAUUUUUUGUGGACUCACCAUUGUGGCUUAUUUCUAAGAGCAGUGUAAUCUCUGUGCAAUACAUUUUAUAGCAAUAAACAGCAAGACAGACGUAUGUGACAAAAGAUGUCUUCUGCCAAUAUUUAAAUUAAAUUUUGUAUGUUUUCAUGAACCGUGUUCUUUUGUGUGUUUCCCUUUCCUGCACUUUUCUAUAGUUGCAGUACAGGACCUUACUCAUGGAAUCCAUUGAGAUAUUUUUUCUUUUAAGGGGGAAAAAAAUUAAAGCUUCUGUGUAUUUCUGGAAAUUGAAAUGAGAAGGAGUAAUCAGAAAAUUAAACUGAUUUUCCAAAUGAA